Chinchilla lanigera (long-tailed chinchilla) is the source of this 8720-nucleotide messenger RNA. RefSeq names its product dedicator of cytokinesis 3 (gene Dock3). The record is from RefSeq and is a predicted model, not a curated record. NCBI's taxonomy places the organism in Eukaryota, Metazoa, Chordata, Mammalia, Rodentia, Chinchillidae. Gene Ontology annotation, molecular function: guanyl-nucleotide exchange factor activity; small GTPase binding. Gene Ontology annotation, biological process: small GTPase-mediated signal transduction. Gene Ontology annotation, cellular component: plasma membrane; cytoplasm.
UGAUAUGCAGCUUUCGAGGAUCUGUUCCUCAAGGAUUGGUCUUAGAAAUAGGAGAAACAGUCCAGAUUCUUGAAAAAUGUGAAGGUUGGUACAGAGGAGUUUCAACAAAGAAACCAAAUGUGAAGGGGAUCUUUCCUGCAAAUUACAUUCACUUGAAAAAGGCAAUUGUCAGUAAUAGAGGGCAGUAUGAAACUGUGGUACCACUUGAAGAUUCUAUUGUGACUGAGGUUACAGCAACAGUACAAGAAUGGGCCAGUCUGUGGAAACAGCUAUACGUGAAACACAAAGUAGAUCUUUUCUACAAACUACGCCAUGUGAUGAAUGAACUUAUUGACCUGCGAAGGCAGCUACUAUCUGGUCACCUGACGCAGGAUCAGGUGCGGGAGGUUAAGCGGCACAUCACCGUGCGCCUGGACUGGGGUAACGAGCAUUUGGGCCUGGACCUGGUGCCUCGGAAAGACUUUGAAGUAGUGGAUUCCGACCAGAUCAGUGUCUCAGAUCUCUAUAAGAUGCAUUUGUCUAGCCGGCAGAGUGUACAACAGAGCACAUCCCAGGUGGACACGAUGCGCCCACGUCAUGGGGAAGCCUGUCGAAUGCCAGUGCCGCAUCACUUCUUCCUCAGUCUGAAGAGUUUUACCUACAAUACCAUUGGGGAAGACACUGAUGUCUUCUUUUCUUUGUAUGACAUGAGAGAAGGCAAGCAGAUCAGUGAGCGGUUUCUGGUGCGAUUGAACAAGAAUGGUGGGCCCAGGAAUCCAGAGAAGAUAGAACGAAUGUGUGCCCUUUUUACAGAUCUGAGCAGCAAAGACAUGAAGAGGGAUUUAUAUAUAGUUGCGCAUGUCAUCCGGAUAGGGCGGAUGCUCCUGAAUGACUCCAAGAAGGGACCUGCUCACCUGCACUACAGGCGACCAUAUGGCUGUGCAGUCCUAAGCAUCUUGGAUGUCCUGCAGUCACUCACUGAAUUAAAGGAGGAAAAAGAUUUUGUUCUUAAGGUUUACACGUGCAACAAUGAGAGCGAGUGGGCCCAGAUCCACGAGAACAUCAUUCGCAAGUCCAGCGCCAAGUACUCUGCCCCCAGCGCCAGCCAUGGUCUUAUUAUUUCUCUACAGCUUCUUCGUGGUGACAUGGACCAAAUUCGGAGAGAAAAUCCCAUGAUAUUUAGUAGGGGAGUAGCGAUUACAAGAAAGUUGGGAUUUCCUGAUGUCAUCAUGCCAGGUGAUAUCCGCAAUGACUUAUACCUGACUCUGGAGAAGGGGGAUUUUGAGAGAGGGGGAAAGAGUGUACAAAAGAAUAUUGAAGUGACCAUGUAUGUGCUUUAUGCAGAUGGAGAAAUCUUGAAGGAUUGUAUCAGCUUGGGUUCGGGAGAGCCAAAUAGGAGUUCCUACCACUCCUUUGUUCUUUACCAUAGUAAUAGUCCUCGCUGGGGAGAGAUUAUCAAAUUGCCUAUCCCCAUUGACAGAUUCCGGGGCUCCCACCUACGCUUCGAGUUCAGACAUUGUUCCACAAAAGACAAAGGAGAGAAGAAACUCUUUGGUUUUGCGUUCUCACCCCUGAUGCGUGAUGAUGGCACCACCCUCUCCGAUGAUAUUCACGAGCUUUAUGUGUACAAGUGUGAUGAGAAUAGCACAUUUAAUAACCAUGCUCUCUACCUGGGCCUGCCCUGCUGCAAAGAAGAUUACAAUGGCUGCCCUAAUAUCCCCUCCAGCCUCAUCUUCCAGCGCAGCACCAAAGAGUCUUUCUUCAUUUCUACACAGCUCUCUUCUACCAAACUCACCCAGAAUGUGGACCUCCUUGCUCUCCUGAAGUGGAAGGCCUUCCCAGAUCGGAUCAUGGACAUCCUAGGGCGGUUGCGGCAUGUCAGUGGGGAGGAAAUCGUUAAGUUUCUGCAGGACAUCUUAGAUACACUCUUUGUGAUUUUGGAUGAUAAUACUGAGAAAUAUGGCCUGUUGGUUUUUCAAUCUCUGGUUUUCAUCAUCAACCUGCUCCGAGAUAUUAAGUAUUUUCACUUCCGACCUGUGAUGGACACAUACAUCCAGAAGCAUUUUGCUGGAGCCCUGGCAUACAAGGAGCUCAUUCGCUGUUUGAAGUGGUAUAUGGACUGCUCAGCAGAACUAAUUCGGCAGGACCACAUUCAGGAGGCCAUGCGGGCUUUGGAGUACCUUUUCAAGUUCAUCGUGCAGUCCCGCAUCCUGUACUCGCGAGCCACAUGUGGGAUGGAAGAGGAGCAAUUCCGGUCCAGCAUUCAAGAACUUUUCCAGUCCAUUCGGUUCGUGCUCAGUCUAGACAGCAGAAACUCAGAAACGCUCCUCUUCACUCAGGCUGCGCUCCUCAACUCCUUCCCGGCCAUCUUUGAUGAGCUGCUGCAGAUGUUCACGGUGCAGGAGGUGGCAGAGUUUGUAAGGGGAACGCUGGGAAGCAUGCCCAGCACGGUGCACAUUGGGCAGUCCAUGGACGUGGUGAAGCUGCAGUCCAUCGCUCGGACAGUGGACAGCCGCCUGUUUUCUUUUUCAGAAUCCCGCCGCAUCCUGCUUCCUGUGGUUCUCCAUCACAUUCACCUUCACUUGAGGCAGCAGAAAGAGUUGCUGAUCUGCUCAGGAAUUCUCGGCAGCAUCUUCUCCAUUGUCAAGACCAGCUCUCUGGAGGCAGAUGUCAUGGAGGAGGUAGAGAUGAUGGUGGAGAGCCUCUUGGAUGUGCUCUUGCAGACUCUGCUCACCAUCAUGAGCAAAUCGCAUGCUCAGGAGGCGGUAAGAGGGCAGCGGUGCCCGCAGUGCACAGCCGAGAUCACUGGAGAGUAUGUGUCCUGUCUUCUCUCACUGCUUCGUCAGAUGUGUGACACUCAUUACCAGCAUCUCCUGGAUAACUUCCAGAGCAAAGAUGAACUCAAGGAAUUCCUGUUGAAGAUUUUCUGUGUAUUCCGGAACCUCAUGAAGAUGAGUGUCUUCCCUCGGGACUGGAUGGUGAUGAGACUGCUCACAAGCAAUAUUAUAGUCACUACUGUCCAGUACCUGUCCUCUGCACUGCACAAGAAUUUCACAGAGACAGACUUUGACUUCAAGGUGUGGAAUUCUUACUUCAGCCUGGCAGUUCUGUUCAUAAAUCAGCCAAGCCUUCAGCUCGAAAUCAUUACUUCAGCCAAGAGGAAGAAGAUUCUAGAUAAAUAUGGUGACAUGCGUGUGAUGAUGGCUUAUGAACUGUUCAGCAUGUGGCAGAAUUUGGGUGAACAUAAGAUCCACUUUAUUCCGGGAAUGAUCGGUCCUUUCCUGGGUGUGACACUGGUCCCACAGCCUGAAGUACGGAAUAUCAUGAUUCCCAUCUUUCAUGACAUGAUGGACUGGGAGCAGAGGAAAAAUGGCAACUUCAAACAGGUGGAGGCUGAGCUGAUUGACAAGCUGGACAGCAUGGUGUCAGAGGGGAGAGGCGACGAGAGCUACAGGGAGCUCUUUGGUCUGCUAACCCAGCUGUUUGGGCCCUACCCCAGCCUGCUGGAGAAGGUGGAACAGGAAACGUGGCGCGAGACCGGCAUUUCCUUUGUGACCUCAGUCACCCGCCUCAUGGAGCGCCUUCUUGACUACAGGGACUGUAUGAAAGGAGAAGAAACAGAGAAUAAGAAGAUUGGCUGCACGGUUAACCUAAUGAACUUCUACAAAUCUGAGAUUAACAAAGAAGAAAUGUAUAUCCGAUACAUCCAUAAGCUUUGUGAUAUGCACUUACAGAUCGAAAACUACACCGAGGCUGCGUUCACCCUGCUCCUUUACUGUGAGCUGCUGCAGUGGGAGGAUCGGCCGCUGCGGGAGUUCCUGCACUACCCAUCCCAGACAGAGUGGCAGCGGAAGGAGGGACUGUGCCGGAAGAUCAUCCACUACUUCAACAAAGGCAAAAGCUGGGAGUUUGGGAUCCCACUGUGCAGGGAGCUGGCAUGUCAGUACGAAAGUCUCUACGAUUACCAGAGCCUCAGCUGGAUUCGGAAAAUGGAAGCCAGUUACUAUGACAACAUCAUGGAGCAGCAACGCCUGGAACCUGAGUUCUUUCGAGUCGGCUUCUAUGGCAGGAAGUUUCCUUUCUUCCUUCGGAACAAAGAAUACGUGUGCCGUGGCCAUGACUAUGAGAGGCUGGAGGCCUUCCAGCAAAGGAUGCUCAGCGAGUUCCCGCAGGCCGUCGCCAUGCAGCACCCCAACCACCCUGACGAUGCCGUCCUACAGUGCGACGCCCAGUACUUGCAGAUCUAUGCAGUGACACCUAUUCCAGAUUAUGUGGAUGUUCUGCAGAUGGAUAGGGUCCCAGAUCGUGUCAAAAGCUUCUAUCGUGUCAACAAUGUAAGGAAGUUCCGGUAUGACAGACCUUUCCACAAAGGCCCCAAGGACAAGGAGAAUGAAUUCAAGAGCCUGUGGAUCGAGCGCACCACACUUACCCUGACUCACAGCUUGCCUGGCAUCUCCCGGUGGUUCGAGGUGGAGAGGAGGGAACUGGUGGAGGUGAGCCCUUUGGAGAAUGCCAUCCAAGUGGUUGAGAACAAGAACCAGGAGCUGCGGGCCCUAAUCAGCCAGUAUCAGCACAAGCAGGUGCACGGAAACAUCAACCUGCUCAGCAUGUGCCUGAAUGGUGUGAUUGAUGCGGCUGUCAACGGAGGCAUUGCGCGCUACCAGGAGGCCUUCUUUGAUAAAGAUUACAUCACCAAGCACCCAGGAGAUGCUGAGAAGAUCUCCCAACUCAAGGAGCUUAUGCAGGAGCAGGUCCAUAUCCUCGGAGUCGGGCUAGCAGUUCAUGAGAAAUUUGUGCAUCCAGAAAUGCGGCCUCUGCAUAAGAAGCUGAUCGAUCAGUUCCAGAUGAUGCGGGCUAGUCUCUACCAUGAAUUUCCAGGUUUGGAUAAGCUAAGUCCUGCUUGUUCGGGCACCAGCACCCCACGGGGAAAUGUUCUGGCGUCUCACAGCCCCAUGAGCCCUGAGAACAUCAAGAUGUCCCACCGGCACAGCCCCAUGAACUUGAUGGGCACGGGCCGCCAUUCAUCCUCCUCUCUGUCUUCACAUGCGUCUAGUGAAGCAGGAAACAUGGUGAUGAUGGGAGACAGCGCCCUGGGCGAGGCUCCUGAGGACCUGUACCAUCACAUGCAGCUGGCGUAUCCCAACCCCAGGUACCAGGGCUCCGUCACCAACGUCUCUGUUCUGUCCUCGUCCCAGGCAAGCCCUUCUUCCUCCAGCCUGAGUUCUACUCACUCAGCGCCAUCCCAGAUGGUUACCUCUGCCCCCUCCAGCGCCCGAGGCUCUCCCUCUCUGCCAGAUAAGUACCGCCACACCCGGGAAAUGAUGCUGCUGCUGCCCACACACCGCGACCGCCCGAGCAGUGCCAUGUACCCAGCAGCCAUCCUGGAGAACGGACAGUCACCAAACUUCCAGCGGGCCUUGUUCCAGCAAGUGGUUGGACCCUGCAAACCCUGCAGUGAUCCCAAUCUGUCUGUGGCUGAAAAAGUGGUGCCAGCAGCCCUCAGCAGCUGGAGUCUGGAUAGCGGAGCCCAAGAGGCCCAGCCCUUCCUGUCUGCCCACAUGGGGCGCAUCCUGGCCCCCCCAGUGCCUCCCCGAAGCCUGCUGCAUGGUCAUUACUCCCUACACUUUGAUGCCUUCCACCACCCUCUGGGUGACAUCCCCCCGGCCCUCCCUGCCCGGACCCUGCGCAAGUCUCCUCUCCACCCCAUCCCAGCCUCCCCCACCAGCCCCCAGUCGGGCCUGGACGGCAGCAACUCUACACUGUCUGGAAGUGCCAGCAGCGGUGUGUCCUCCUUGAGCGAGAGUAACUUUGGGCACUCCUCAGAGGCCCCACCUCGAACCGACACCAUAGACUCCAUGCCAAGUCAGGCCUGGAAUGGCGAUGAAGACCUUGAGCCACCCUACCUCCCUGUCCACUACAGUCUCUCCGAGUCUGCUGUCCUGGACUCCAUCAAGGCCCAGCCAUGUCGAAGCCACUCAGCCCCAGGGUGCGUCAUCCCUCAGGACCCCAUGGACCCACCUGCGCUGCCGCCCAAGCCCUACCAUCCCCGCCUGCCAGCCCUGGAGCACGACGAGGGCGUGCUGCUGCGCGAAGAAGCUGAGAGGCCUAGAGGCCUGCAUCGCAAGGCCUCACUGCCUCCUGGGAGCACCAAGGAGGAGCAGGCCCGCAUGGCAUGGGAGCAUGGCCGAGGGGAACAGUGAGGGGCAGGGAGGAAGCUCACCACCACCUUCAGUGAGCAGCUCGCCAAUCCGCUCCAGGUGUGAAAAGCAAGUCCCCCUCCCCACCCCCCAGGGAGCUGGAGAGGCUUGGCACUCAGGAGAGAAUCACCCAAGUCUCUGUUCUACUGCCGUGAACUCAUGUGUUGCCAUGUUCAGAAGCUGCAGCAGCAUGAAGGGUUGUGGCUUUUUUCACUUUUCGUUUCCAUUUCUUUGGGUUUUCCUUUCGUUAUGCAGUAGAUGCUCUCCUCCUGCAGUUCCAGACCCGUGGCGCUAUGUGGAGAGACUAGACAGAAUUGCUUUGCAACACUGCAGGGCCAGGAGCAGGAGCCCAGGCCCCCCAUCCACAGCAGAGCUGCAGAGAACGGAAAUUGCACUAGGGACCUCUUCCUUUGCUAUAUGGACAGAAAAGUUCAUGGUUGCCUUCAGGGAUUGCAAGGACCACGUGGACUACAUGUCACAGGUGGCUGAAGGGGCCACAAGCCAUUUUGCACAAACGCUUGCCCACCUGCCAGCUCUUCCAUCCUGGAGUGUGCAAUUGACGGGCUGGCCAGGCCAACCUGCCAGCUCAGGCACACGACUGGCCUAACUGCAUGCCCAGGGCACACUGCCAGGUUUCCAUGGGCCAGCCUUGUCUCCUGUUCCACCUUGGACUUCUCUCCGCCACUUUUAUUUCUCACCAUUCACUCCCUUCCACUUGGAUACCUCCUAACCUGUGGAAGUCUCUGUAGUGAAUGGAUCUGCAGGGUUCAUCUCCCACCCUCUCGGGGUUGAGAGGAGCAGUCAAAGGGACCACCCUAACCACCUUCCUCCGAGGCGGAGUUAGGCCCCUUCCCAUGUGUUAGAACUAGUGUAAGAGAGAGGCCAGUGGCAGGGGCCAGAAAUCCUCUAAGCUUUCAGAAGUGGCCACAAUGCCUGCCAUCAGCUCCUGAAUCAGGGAUUUUCAGCACUACCUCUGAGCCAUGGGGUUGGCUGCCCAGCCAGGCUUCCAGGCCAUGAGGACAUGUGGUCAGAUUCAGCAAGCUCCUGGGUAAAAAGGGUGGGAGGGAACGUCUCCUUUUGGAAGCAAGAGCCACGUAGGUAGAAUUGUCAUCUCCUAAGUGGCCAAGAACAGCACCCCGCUCCAGGCCCAGAGGGACCACCACUCAGGGUUCAGGGUGGGCAGGAGGGCAGUUUCUCCAGCCGCCCCAGUCUGUUGGGCAGGGUGAAGUGGGUCUUUAUAGGAAACUUUCAGGUCAGGGCACUGAUUUUCCUCUUGGUGUAUUAUUUGGGGAAUAGGGUGGGGUGGGUAUAGUAGUAUUUUACCAGGGUGCUUCUAAGUUACUUUAACUGUCUUGAGACAAAAUCUCAUUUGCUUGAGUUCACAUUAGUGAUGGUCACAACUUUGAUGGUUCGAGUCCCUUCUCCCUUCUCUGUUCAGCAGGCAUGUUCCUCCCCCCACCCAGCCCUCUUUUGCUUGCCCUGGCCCCUAGCCCUUCAUUCCUUCUUCAUGCCCCUUUCCAAACAGAAAAGACCAUGGUCAAGGUGUUUUUCUUGAAUAAACAAAUGCCAAUUUAAGACAUGCCAGCAAGUAACCUACCGGGAAAGAGAAAAGGCCGUUACUUUUAGGUUGUUUGGGUCUUAUCAUCAGUGUGAGGCUUUUUCCGAACCAUCAGCAUCGGUCCCAGCAGUCAGGCUGCUGAGAGGACGGGUCAGCAGCCUCUAGCUCAAAGGGUAGGCCUGCUGCUAAGCUUCGACUCACCUGCAGGCUUUAGUCUUUGGAUCAUAGGGGGUUCACAGGUGUUAGCGAGUCAGGGGUUAGGUUUGUAAUUUCUUAGGACGGCAGCUUUAGAUUUCCAGGCACUUCCCUGAACCUUGGUCCCUGGACAAGACAGUCAUGACGUAAGAGCAUCUACCUUCUCCACUUGGUGGUACAGGUAGCGAGCGGGUGGGGGAGUAUAAGCUGGUUGCCCUUGCUUUGUGCAAGGUGAAACGAAUUUGUUUUCCCUUUCCAUUUACCCUCACUGUAUGACAUGGACACAUUCUGAAUCUCUUGUUGGAGAAUCAGCCAGUCAGAAGGGAAAUGGGAGGCCAGAGAUGAUGAGAAUCCUUUGAAAAGAUUGUGAAAUACUGAUUUUCAUUCUUUCAAGCUUACUUGUAAAUACCUAUUUGAAUGCUGUGUAUUUGUACAGGAAUUUGAGCAAAAAAUGUAUAGAGUGUGAUGUCCAAUUGGUAUUCAGCCCUAUAAAUGUGUUUUUAACCUCUGGCAUUCUGUGCUUAUUUAAAAACGAGAAAACUUCUAACCAUUUCUUUUGUGUAUUCGUAUCUAAAGAAAAAGUGAUUUAAAAAUGAUCUUACCUGUACCAGAAAAGCGAAGUUUAAAACAUUUGUACCAGUGUCCCUAGAGGUGUUUUACUGUAUAUACUGUGGUAGCAUGCGCUAAACCCCGCGAGUACUGUCAAUUUUAGAUGUACAUAUCCGCCACUGGACCCUCCUCCCCCACCCUGACUGCUGUGAUGUGAAUUAAAGAUGAAAACCUGACACUGA